UUUUGGGGUUACACCCAAACCAAUUACACUAUGAUGCAUCACACCCUGUAAUUCUACCCAAACAAUACGAACUCUUUCUCGAAAACCAGCUGCAGCUCAUCUCCAUUUCGCUAACCAGAAGCCGUCGAUUCACUCGGAAAAAGAUUAGGUGUAAAUGCUCCAUAUGUUCGAGAGUUAAGAUUUCAUCUUCUUUUGCAAAAUAUGGCUGGGAAAGCAGUAAAAUCUGUUGCAAAAGCAGUGGGAGAAUACCAGUAUCCAUGGCGAGAGAAGUUGGCAAAGUACAAAGAUGAGCUUUCAAAAGGUGUGUGGGGUUACUGGGAGCUUGGGGCUUGGAAACCUCUUAGUAUCAGUGCAAGACGCCGAGCUCGACUCCGCAAGGAAGUCCUGCUUGCUGGAGCAGAUUGGGAGUUUGAUGCUGAAAGGAAGGAGAUGAGGACCAAGAGAAAAGGGCAUAAGGUUGAUCGUUUAGCUGCUGAAAAGCGAGAACGUACAGCGGAGCUCAUGGAGGCUAUGCCCCAGAUGUUGGCGGAUUAUAGGAAGAGAAGGUGGGAGAGGAAGAUGAAAGCAGAAGACGAUGCUGCUAAAAAAGCAUUGCAGGAGUAGUUCCAAUUCUACCCUUUUCAUGGUGUUAAAUUGGACGUUUGCAUUUGUUUAGCGUCACCCUGAAGAUUUCAUGUUUGCUUUUGUUAUGACAUAUGGAUUAUUAAUGAGCCUUCAAUUUCACCAAGUCGCUAUUUCUUUUUCAUUUUUAGAGCAUUGGUAUAUGGCCUGCUAGAAAUAUGCUGCCUUGUACUUGAGAUGCUAAUGAUUUCUGGCAUUCUUGUAUGAAUUUUUUGUAAGCAAAUAGAAGAAAUUCAGUUGCUUC
This is a messenger RNA of Sesamum indicum (sesame), 865 nucleotides long. RefSeq lists its product as uncharacterized. Lineage: Eukaryota; Viridiplantae; Streptophyta; Magnoliopsida; Lamiales; Pedaliaceae. The record is from RefSeq and is a predicted model, not a curated record.